AGCAGUGCCCACACCGGUCAGUCAGUCGUCGUCACACCAUCUCGCUCGAUCGUGAAAUUAUUUUUUACAGCGACACGUAACUCACUCGUGUGCGCCGUCAUUGUAGUGUGUACUGUUGUACGAUGAUCACAUAGUUAUAUCAACACCGCAUACCUACGUUUUAAAAUAUUAUUUUCAUUUAAAUCGUUUGGCGUUCCGUAUAGUAAAAAAACGCGUUUCUCGUCGUGGACUGUACUACUAUUAUCGCGUACGUCUUAUAUUGUUCAUCGUAAUCCGCAGUUUGGUCUUAUACAGCAUUUCGUCUGUAUACCACGAUUCUCAUACCGAUGGAUACCUAACCUUCGGUGAUGCUUGAACUCGUCGUGUAUAAAUAUUAUUAACACUUUCGGCUAGCUCGAGUCCGCCGCCGCUCCACCACGAUGGCCGUGCUGGUCAGACUUCGAGACACCGUGGUGUCCAUAUCGGCGGCCGAUUCGCUGAAAAUGUUCGCACUCUCCGUGGUCUGGGGCUCGUGGAUCGUCGUCAAGAAGGCGGCCGCCAGGGCCUUCAGCCCGCUGUGGUCGGAAGCCGGCGGUGGCCACGGGAACAGCAAAGACGCGGCCGCCGGUGCCGGUGGCAAGGCCGUCCACCGGGCGCCCAUCAGGGACCGUCCGCCGCCGUGUCUGUCCACUACGGUUUACGGUACCCACUCGUACGUCAAAGUCAAGGGUGUUAAAUUGCAUUACGUUGAAUGUGGUGACCCCGAUGGAACGGUUGUUCUUUUGCUACACGGAUUCCCAUCUUGUUGGAUUAGUUGGCAUCAUCAAAUACCCACUUUGUCAAAACAUUUUCGUGUGAUUGCAGUAGAUCUUAAGGGUUUUGGCGAUUCCGAUAAACCUUCAGCACGCAAAAGUUAUCGAGUUGAAAAUCUGGUCAACGAGCUAGCCGUGUUUUUGUCAAUGCUUGGAGUGGACGGCCGUAAUAAAUGUCACGUAAUCGGCCAUGACUUGGGCGCUCUAUUGGGCUGGUAUCUGGUACAUCUGUGGCCCAAGUUCGUAUCGAAAUUUGUAGCCAUUUCAUGUCCUCAUCCCAAUGUUCACUGGGAGUACUUACCUUCGUCGAGUUUCUUUAACAAAAAUUGGAUUUGCUUCAGUCAACUUCCUUAUCUACCGGAAAUGGACGCUUUGGAAAGUGAUUUAAAAAUAAUCAACCAGUGUUAUCAACACCUAUCUAAAAAUAAGAAAAGUGAUGACUUAUCUUACAUCGAAGCAUAUAAAUAUACGUUUUCAAGAACAGAGGAUUGGACGGGUGCUAUAAAUUAUUUUAGAAACUUACCAUUCUACAGAAUCGAGCCUCGGAGUAAUAAUGAUUCUUUGAAUAAAGAAGAAGACAUGCUUCAAGUUCCGUGUCUGCUCAUCAUCGGUAGCAAAGAUGUCAGUGUGCAAAUGGAGAGUUUUAUCAGAUCCACAGAAUUUCUAAGAACAUCUACUGUAAGAAUAAUUGAUAACGCAUCGCACUUUCCCCAUCAAGAGCAACCUAAAGCAGUCAAUGAUCUAUUGACAUCAUAUUUAGUUCGUGUAAAAGUAGUUCAAAAAAUGCUGCAACCACAGAACUGUGGUGGUUUAGUUGGAAGAAUGAAGGAUAUCGUUUCAUCAACUGUUCAAUAUGGAACUACGUUAAAAGAUUCAAUGCAAAGAAACAUUUCACCAAUCUCGGCCAACACAUCGUAGCGAAACUAAUAUUUUUAUUAAUUUACAAAACAGUGUUUUUAUUGAUGGUAGGCAUUUAUAUUGUAUCAAAAUAAUAUUAACAAUGAGAGAAAUGUUAUCAUCCAUAACACGUUUAUUAAUACAAUUGUUUACUUAAAAUAUCUUUUAAAAAUACUUAAAAAAUUAAUUGGUACUGUGAGCUCGAAUAUUAUAUAUUUAUCUACAUAUACAUUCGUUCAUAACACGUGUACCUAGGAAGUUAAUUAUGUAUAGUUUUAUCCAAUGCUCUAGCCAGGGGGGCUUUGCCCCUUGAAAUAUCCAACUUAUUGUACCCGGUAAUACCUUUGCCCUAGCAAUACAAUUUUGAAGCCCUUCCUCCUCCGCCACCGAAAAAAAUCCUGGCUUCGGUACUGGUUUUAUCUAUAGUGUUAUUAUUGUGAAUUAUUAAUAAGAUAAAUUAAAAUUAAUAUAAAUUAUAAUAUUAUAAUCGUAUAUUGUUAUGCAACCCGAUUGAGCAUAAUUAAACGUUUAUAAUACAUAAUCUGAUAAACGAUAGUAGGAAAUAUAACCUACGAAUGAACAAAUGUUCCCUUUGGUAAAGAAAUGCCUAAAUUAUUUUAUAAAUGUACUUAAUUACAAAUGUGAAUGUUUUUAAAUUGGAAUGUAAAGUGUAGUCUGUAUAUAACUAUAAUUUAUAAUUUUAAUUAAAUUUAUUAUUAGAUAUCUAUUGAAUUUACUAUAUUGCAUAGGUUAGUACACCUACUUAUGAAAUGUGAAUGACGAACCAUUUUUUUUAUAUUUGUAAUACAACGUGUUAUAAUUAUUAUUUAUCUAUUAAUCAUAUAACUGCAUAUAGUCAUUGAUUGGUAGGUACUUUGAAACCAAAUCUCAGGCAUUAUUCCUUUAUGGGACUUCGAAUAUUUGGCAGGCGGGAAAUGUCCAUUCCCUCAAUCCACCUAUGUAUUUAAUUGAAUACUAUUAAAGGGAUCAUGUGGCGGACAGUUUUUUUUACACACAGUCACACACACUAAUGAUCACUUACUAGUUAUUACGCACACAUUUACAAGACCCGCUGCGUGCAAUUAGAAAAUUGCCUAUUUCGAUCCUCUUAAGAGGACCACAUGUUUUGUCUCAGUCUUACAAGUAUAUAUCAUGGCACAUUGUACGGUCUGAAUAAGAAAUUUAACUCCGCUAUGUUUAAUCUCGGAUUGAAUUGACCAAUCAUCAAAUUUAGUAGUAAGAAUAUUAUCUAGUCGAUGACAUAGGUUUUUCUUUGUACUUGUAAUUUUAAAACGAGUUAUGAGCAUUUUAAGAUGUGCAAACAAUUUACUGUUUUAGCAUUUACUAUUUGCAAAUGGACAUUUGGUUCAGUAUAGGGGUUGUAUGUUCCAGUAUAGGCAAUAUUAUAGGAUUUUACGAUUGGGUCGUACAAGUGUGUGCGUAGUAAAUUAUCAUUAGCUUGUGUAUAAUCCCCACCAAUCGACCUACAUAAUAAGCACCCUCAUGUACAUUUCAUUUCAUCUUUAUUCAUUAGAUAAAAAAAUAUUCAAAACCUAUUUAUGAAUGUGAAAUAGCCUAACGUCUGUCAAACAUAAUUACUUCCAAUAGUUCGAUUUCAAAAAUUUAAAGAUAUUUGAAUGCAUUAGCAAGUUUACUUUGCAUCGUUCAGAGCACUUUUUCAAGUUCAACAAAAUUUUGACGAGAAUAAAUAUUUUACGGUUACAAUUCAUUGAUGUUUGAUUUAAUUAUUUAUCAUAAUUUUUUCUUAGAAUUA
Myzus persicae (green peach aphid) is the source of this 3462-nucleotide messenger RNA. RefSeq names its product epoxide hydrolase 4-like. The coding region runs from base 420 to 1709 and encodes 429 amino acids. Gene Ontology annotation, molecular function: hydrolase activity. The record is from RefSeq and is a predicted model, not a curated record. Lineage: Eukaryota; Metazoa; Arthropoda; Insecta; Hemiptera; Aphididae. The transcript is spliced from 6 exons.